AUGUAUUUCUCUUUUGAAACAAUUCCAACCUUUGUGUGGGUAUUCAUAGCUAUCUAUGUUAUUUAUUGGAUUAAGAAGCCAAGAUUAAGUAAAAAUGAACCUCCAAUGGUUCCUUAUAAAAUUCCAAUAUUUGGCCAUACGUUAGAUUAUGCAAUAAAUGCCGAUAAUUUUUUGGCCGAAUGUAGACAAAAAUACGGUGAUCCUUUCAAUAUAUAUGUAUUUGGUCAGGUGUUUACAAUAGCCGGAAACGAAAUUGCUCAUGAAGUUUAUAAGCAAUCCCAUAUUUUUAGUUUGACCGUUGCUACGCGAGAUAUGUUUCCUUUGUAUCGUGUUUUAAAAAGUGUUUUGGAUCCUGGAACGUUGGAACAAGUAGUCAAAACGAUACGUGAAGGAAUUACUUCAAAAUUACCUUCAUACACUGGAAGAAUGCAAAAACAAAUUAUGAUUUAUAUUAAUAGAGAAAUUGGAGAUUGUUCUCCGAAAUAUAAUUUCUCAAGAAUGGUCGCUCGCCCAGUAGCUGAUGUUUUGGUUGGACAGAAACAUUUGAAACCUGUAUUAGAGAAAAGAUUGAAAGAUAAAAAAAUCCUUGGUGAUAAAUAUGAACCACCUUUGGAUGUAGUCGAAUAUUUUUUGAAUAAUCCUGAAUACGAAACAAAAGUUAUUACUGAUGAUUACUUGAAUAAAAUCAGUGAAUUUAUAUUUUCUAUUGUUGUCGCCUCUAUUCACACUACUUCUCGCCAUAUUACAUCCGCUCUUUAUGAUUUUGCAGGAAGACCAGAAUUAUGGGAUGAUCUCUAUGAAGAACAAGUGAAAAUUGAUAAAGAAUGUAAUGGAGAAUUAUCACCUCAACAUAUUAACAAAAUGGUGAAAUUAGAUACUUCCACUCCCCAUAGAUGCUUGGAAUCAUAUACAUUUAAAAAUGGCAUGACAAUUCCAAAAGGUCGUACAGUUCAAACUUAUUUAAUGGAUAUUCAUUAUAAUACCACAGCAUAUGGACCAGAACCAAGGUCAUUUCUUCCUUAUCAUGGUUUGGAAAAUAAUAUUCCUGCAUCAAAAACUGAUAAAGAUUAUUUUAUGUUUGGUGCAGGAAAACAUGCUUGCCCUGGAAGAUUUUUUGCUGUACAUGAAAUUAAAAUAGGUUUGCAUAAAUUAAUUUUAAAUUAUCACAUUAAGACACCAAGUGGAAAGAUUGAAAAAAAGGUACAUUAUGGACCUUUUUCUGAACCACCAGUUACUGGAUUAAUUUUCGAGAAUAGAAAAAAAUAG
This is a messenger RNA of Diversispora eburnea, 1266 nucleotides long. NCBI's taxonomy places the organism in Eukaryota, Fungi, Glomeromycota, Glomeromycetes, Diversisporales, Diversisporaceae. The record is from the annotation of a GenBank genome assembly.